AAAAGCUGCUCCUGGCAUCUUGGAAAAUACAAUGGAAACCAAUACAAUGACAUCAGCGGCAGUCCCUCCGUUAGUCCCGUUCCCGAUCUCACCAGCCUGCUCUCUGUAGCUUCAGUAAGUGGCGUUUUGCAGAAAUCGUUUGCUGGUGCCCCGUUUCCAGCAUUCGUUCUGAGCCCUGAGGCAGUUUCCUUUGCCCUUGCCUAUCUUCUAUGCUAGUCGGUGAAUUGCCUUCCCAACCAUCCCUCUGGCUGCUGGGAUAGGGGUGACCCACUGGUGGGUGAAGAUAAGAUCAGGCAAGUUCUCCAGCACGGGGAGAACCAAGCGAGCAGCAGCCCCUGGAGCAUCGGGGUUCCAACCCACCCGGCUGAUCCUUUGAUCUUGGCCUGGGCUUCUUUGGCUGUUCUGAAAUAAGUGAUGAAACCAGAAGAAAGAUUCAUGUGGUAAAGAUUAAGGAGAAGCUACUAGGUUCUCUUGGAAGAAGGCAGUCUCCCUGGCGAGAAUGACUUGUGGCUGGAGGAGAAACCCAGAGUCUUGGUAGCUCUAAAGGAAAACUCCUUAGCUCGGGGUGAAAACGCUUCCCCAAGGCAGGCCCCAGACUUUGGUGCAAAAUGAGUUACAGCGUGUUUUCCACACAGGACUUGUAUCAUAGCAGCAGCACCACAGCCGAGUUGGACCUGAAGACCAUUCCAGACAGGGGUGCCCCAGAGACUAUUUCCGUCACCCCUGAAACUACCAGCUUUAACAGCACCAGAAUUCCAGAUGUGGCCGGGAGUGGGCCUGGGAUGGGGACAAUGCUGCUUUCAUUUGGGAUUAUCACUGUGAUUGGGUUGGCAGUAGCCAUGGUCCUGUACAUCAGGAAGCAGAAGAGGCUGGAGAAGCUACGUCAUCAGCUCAUGCCCAUGUACAACUUUGACCCCACAGAGGAGCAGGAUGAGCUGGAGCAAGAGCUGCUGGAACAUGGGAGAGAUUCUGCCUCAGGCCAGGUCUCCCAGAACAAGAUCCUCCUCACGAGUCAGGGCCCACUGCAGCGACCCAGCCGGUUGGUAUUUACGGAUGUGGCGAAUGCCAUCAACGCUUGAGGGGCACCCUCCCCAGCUCCAGGAUCUGGGAGGAUGGAGUCCCUCUGGGCUCUGACAGUGUUAGCCAGGCCUGCUGACUGCUCUGUCAGCCGCAUGCUGACUCAGGGGAGGAAUACCAGACUCUGGACUGCUCAACAUCUCGCUGGGAACAUCUCUGGGUCAUGGUGGCGGGAUUCAUUUGAGGUGGGGCUGGGGGUGGGAGAGGGAGUGUCACCCAAAGGCAGCAAGUUGCCAAGAGUCUGGUUUCAGUAUUGAUUGGUGCCAACCAGGUACAAAUGCUAAUGGGUAAAUGCCUGUCCAAAAGGAUGAUGCCUGGCAGUGUUGCAGGACAAAAGUAGGGUAGAGGAGAGUGAGGACUCGGUAUUGGCUUGACUUGCUCCUGAGAAUAGGACACAAGCUGUGUGUGACCUUCAGGCACUUCUCCAGUCUCUAAGAGGGGCUACAGUGUAUAUUUCCUUGGAGAAACAGACUGCUAUCUUGGAGGAGAUGGAAGGCAGAAUUUGCCAGGAGGUGAGCUUGGGGAAGCUGGUAGCUACUCAUUCCCUUCCUAGUUUAGUCUAUUUGUUUGGAGUUUAUUACUACUCCAGCACUUUGUCUCUGCCAAAUAGGAGAAGACAACUCAGUAACUUUGAGAAGAAAUCCUCAAAUCUGAAGAAUAUUCAUUGGUGUUUACACAUUAGUACCUAGAUUUAAAGGACAGCUGAGGACAGACAGUGGCAGAAGAUACUUUUUUAUGGUAUUUAUUAAGUGCUUACUAUGUGCCAGGCAUUGUACUAAGCACUGGAAUAGAUUCAAGCU
Molecule: messenger RNA, 1877 nt
Organism: Tachyglossus aculeatus (Australian echidna)
Lineage: Eukaryota; Metazoa; Chordata; Mammalia; Monotremata; Tachyglossidae
Gene: CX2H3orf18
Product: chromosome X2 C3orf18 homolog
Exons: 5
Coding region: 609-1079 (156 amino acids)
Source: RefSeq, a predicted model, not a curated record